This is a messenger RNA of Erpetoichthys calabaricus (reedfish), 2308 nucleotides long. It is a transcript of the gene hoxc9a, whose product is annotated as homeobox C9a. The record is from RefSeq and is a predicted model, not a curated record. NCBI's taxonomy places the organism in Eukaryota, Metazoa, Chordata, Cladistia, Polypteriformes, Polypteridae. Bases 343 to 1158 code for a protein of 271 amino acids. Gene Ontology annotation, cellular component: nucleus. Gene Ontology annotation, biological process: regulation of transcription by RNA polymerase II; DNA-templated transcription; anterior/posterior pattern specification. The transcript has 2 exons. Gene Ontology annotation, molecular function: RNA polymerase II cis-regulatory region sequence-specific DNA binding; DNA-binding transcription factor activity, RNA polymerase II-specific.
CACUAAAAAAUAGUGCCGUUCUUCUGUUCUUAACAUACCUUGGUCCACAUGGAUGAAACGCGUUUUCUAGAAAGUGAUGUCUUUAUUUAUAACAUUGACAUCGAAGGGCUUUUCUUUGAUAUUACUCGUUUGACAAUUUUAUCCACUGAAAGGGAUAGCUUUACAGUGAAGUGCUAUCCCAGAAAGAGCCGCGCAUUGAUCCACAUUGUAUUUUUGGGGUAAAUAUAGUCACGUGUUUGCAGACAACCAAUAAGCAGAAGGAGACCUCGUAGAAAUAAUUACCUGCCUUGAUUGUUCUAUGAGCAGAUAAAAAAGUACACAUACACUUCAUACAAUAAUCUGAUGAAUGUAAAACAGACUGGAGGCAUCAUCAUGUCGACAACCGGUCCUAUAAGCAACUAUUAUGUGGAUUCCUUAAUUAACCAUGAAAGCGAAGAGGUGUUGGCGUCUCGAUUUUCGGCCACCGGAUCGCACCCCUCAGGGUCCCGAGCGACAGGCUUGGUACCGGAUUGUACAGAUUUCCCGUCUUGUAGUUUUGCACCUAAGCCCUCCGUUUUCACCACGUCCUGGGCCCCAGUGCAUUCUCAGUCUUCAGUGGUCUACCACCCUUACACGCAUCAGCCGCACAUAGGGCCAGACUCCAGGUACGUGCGUUCCUGGUUGGAACCCAUCUCGGGCGCCGUAUCUUUUCCCGGCUUUGCGACGAACAGCAGACACUACGGGCUCAAAGCAGACACGUACCCCGGCAGAAGGAGUGGGGAGUGCGCCGCUCCCGAUGGCAGAAACUAUGCGGACUAUCUGUAUGGAUCCUCGACGGAGUUCAGGGAUAGGACUCCGCAAACCAUUCCGUCCCCGGAAUCGGAGCCCAUAGCUUCCAGUAAGCACAAGGAAGAGAAGACAGAAAUAGACCCAAACAACCCCGUGGCCAACUGGAUCCAUGCGCGCUCCACCAGAAAGAAGAGGUGCCCGUACACUAAAUAUCAGACCCUGGAAUUGGAGAAGGAGUUUUUAUUCAAUAUGUAUCUUACAAGGGACCGCCGAUAUGAGGUGGCCAGAGUCCUUAAUCUCACUGAACGCCAAGUUAAAAUAUGGUUUCAGAACAGGCGGAUGAAAAUGAAGAAAAUGAAUAAAGAAAAGGGAGAGAACAAGGAGCAAUGAUACUUCCGUCCACUAUAAAAGAAAGAACUUCAUAAACAAAAGAAGCCGUUCGCAAACAGCGACGUAAAAAAAGAGAAAAAGAAAGUAAAAAGAGACACAUUAAGCAACGACUUUGCUUUUUUUUUUUUUUUUUUGGUCUGUUUUUCUUUUAACCAGAACUGUUUGGUUUAUAUUCUUCACUUAUUUUUAGACUUUGAAUGUGCAAAUUGUUCAUUUAAUGUUUAGGAUAGCCACCGAUCUGCAACGUCUUUGGAAAAAAAAAAAGUAUUUUCACCAAGUUGCUGCGGUAAUAUCAUAAUGUCUUUAAUUAUGAAGAAAGUACUUGAAUUUUUUUUUUUAAAUAAUGUGUAACUUAUGACAGUCCCGUGCUUAUAUCCCUCCUUCCCAUCCCACCCCUCAAGAGUUUGUAAGCGCGAAUCUUGCAUAUUUUGUACAAAAAAAAAAAAAAAGGGCAGGAACGUCUAUCUGUGUGCGUAUGUCAAGUUGUGGUCAUAGUUAAUAUUGUACUUCUCUGUGUAAUUUUUACAUUCGUAUCACUGACUAAAGUGAUAUUAUUAUGUUCUCUUGUAGAAUGUAGCUAUAUUUAAAUAUAUGUGACGCCACCUCACGAGUCCAAGUGGUUGUCCUUUACCAUGCGCUACAAGUAGAAAUGCCGUCAACUGUUUACAGCUUCAGUCAAAAAAAAAAAAAAAAAAAAAGUGUAGUGAAUGGAGUUUCAGGUCAAUAAACAAAGUACCAACUUUCAAACGAGCUUAUUCUUCUGCCUAGCUUGCAUGAAUAUGAAGCAUUUAUAUUGCAGAGAGAAAGCAAUACAAAACAAAUAAUGCGAGAAAAAAAGUUCACAAAGUAAAUGCAUUAAAGCAAUUGUGCCAAUCGCUUGACAACCAACAGGAUAUUGAAAGCAGCCGCUAUGUAGCACCAUAAUUUCCUGCCUUUUGAUUUUUUUUUUCUUUUAAUGAACAUUUCCUUAAGUUUUUCUUUGUUAUCAGCCAAGUUUUUCAGAGGGCAGUUUGGCCUAACAGAGAAAGACCCGCACAAACACGUACCGAAAUAGGGUCCGUUUUUAACAGUAUUAUAAUUUAACAUUUCAAGUUAAGUGUACACGCGAGUUUACGUUAUGGACAAACACUCCUUGGCGAGUAAUUCUCCU